Molecule: messenger RNA, 3509 nt
Organism: Moneuplotes crassus
Lineage: Eukaryota; Ciliophora; Spirotrichea; Euplotida; Euplotidae
Source: the annotation of a GenBank genome assembly
UAUGGAAUCAAGUAUAUCUCAAAGCGACAUUGAAGUGAUUGACGUUACUGAUAAUCAACCAACCGAAGAAGAUGUCAGUCUUCGCAUGAUGAUUGCUUCUAAGAAAUAUCACUCUAAUCAGGCUGACUUGGAAUCUUGCUUCUCUUCCUCUGAUGAAUUUGAUGAUGAUAAUACACAAAAUGAUAAUCCUUUUGAUGUUAAUACUAAGCAGCCUAACUUCUUGCCUCUGUAUAGGAAACAACAUGGAGGCAUCCUGAUUUAUGAUAUUGAUGCAGAGAUACCUUGUCAGCCCAGACCUAAGCAAGAGUUAUAUCCCAUGGCCAAUUCUGGAAGUGAAAUUAAUGAAACAGAACCAGAUAAUUCUUUACUAAACCGGCAUUUAAAGCUCAAGGAUUUUCUCAGAAAGGCAAACAACCAAAUCUCUGAAAAUUGCAACCUCAACUUUACUAAGCUCAGAAAGUUUGAUAAUAAUGGAAAAGGGCUGUAUAAGUUAACCACUCCUCCAGAAGAUGAGAUACCUGUCAGAUUCGAAUCUCGUUUUGAGAAUGGGAACCUUAAAUAAAGCUAUUAAAGUGUCUGAUACUGAGUACAACCUGAUAUUGAAUUUUGACUACAAUACAAAUGGACAUACACAAUGGUACUACUUCAAGAUCAUGACUAAACUGAGUGAAGGCACUUCGAUUAAGCUUAAUAUCUUGAACUUAAUGAAGCCUGAUAGUUUGUACAAUUAUGGAAUGAAGCCUUGUGUCAAAUCAAAACUUAAGCCUAAGGAAGGAUGGCAUAGAGACUGCCACGAUAUCUCUUACACUCGUAAUAGUAUUCUAAGGGAUAGGAAUAAAGCACCUGGAGAAAAUGUGAAGUCUAAUGGGAAGCUUGCUCAAUAUUACUACUUUACUCUCAGCUUCACCUAUACACUGAAAGCUGACAAUGACGAAGUGAGUUUUGCCCAUGCGGUUCCAUACACUUAUAACGGCAACUUAUUACCGUUUCUGCAUAAAAUUGGGAGAGAGCAGAAGUAUCAUAAUUUUCUGAGAAUCGGAACUCUAUGUAAAACGCUAGCAAGAAAUGACUGAAAGAUGAUCACCAUCACAGAUAGAGUGAAAAGCUACAGAGAUUGAAACCAAGAAUUGAAAUGGAUGUCAAAGAAUAAUUUAAGAACUCAACUUAUUGGUGGCUCUGAAAGUCCUGAAAAGACUUUCUACGGUAAGCCUUCUAAGCCAGAUAAGGAGCCUAAGUUCAAAGGUUAUGGAGGAAACACCUCAGGCAAGAAGAAAAAGAAGAAUAAUAAGCUAGAGAGGAACUUUAAAACUAUAAAUAAAAUCCAUGGCACUAAGAAAGGUAUUGUAAUUUCGUCAAGAGUGCAUCCAGGAGAAGCCCAGUCCUCAUGGGUGAUGCAAGGGCUAAUUGAAUUCCUUGUAAGCAAUGACCCAGUGGCUGUCCAGCUUAGAAAGCAUUACAUCUUCAAGAUCCUUCCAAUGCUGAAUCCUGAUGGAGUGAUAUAUGGAAACUACAGAUGCUCUUUACUCGGAUUUGAUCUAAACCGUAGAUGGCUUGAUCCUAGAAAGCAUCUAGACCCUACUAUUUAUUAUUUAAAAUAAGAUGAUGAAAGUGUUUCAGGAAGAGACUCAGAUUGAGCUCUUCUGAGAUCUUCAUGGACAUUCCCGGAAAAAGAAUGCCUUCAUGUAUGGAUGUACAUAUGAUAAUAAAGAAGGGAAAGGAUUCACAAAAAAUUUCAAACUAAGAUCCUUCCCUUCAUUGUUGUCAAAUAAAAAUGAUUUCUUCAAUUUCAAAGGUUGUAGUUUUAAGCUUGAGAAGUCCAAAGAGAAAACUGGAAGAAUUGUUUGCUUUAAAGAGCUAGGAAUCCUACAUUCUUAUACUCAAGAAUCUACCUUUUAUGGAAGAGACAUGAGAGAUUGAGAUGACGAAGGCACUGAUCUACAUAUGGGAAUUGAAGACUUCCAGAACUUGGGUAAAGAUCUUGUCAGAACUCUUUCCUAUCUGACUCAUAACAAAUUUAUGCAAAAUUUAAACACUGAAGCUCAGAAUUAUGAGCAACAAAUUUAUGGAGAAAUAAACAGUUCAGAGGAAACCAAUCCAACAACUUAUUUGAAUUCGGAAUCUUCAAUGCAAGUAAGGAUCCCAUCUGUCCAGCUGGAUACUUUAUCAGAGGAACUUACUAGAGACUUAUCUGACUGAUGAGAUAAGGUAAUCUCCACUUUCCCUGCAUAUUCAUCAGGGAUUUGUAAAGCUCCGCUUUCUUCUAUGAAUCAGGAGCCUAUUAAAGAAAUAGAAAGCGAGGGAUAUUCUUCAGACUCUGAUGAUGAAGAAUGAAACCUUCUUGGGAAAGAUAUUGCUGAUAGUAAUAACAGCCAAGAAGAAUCAAAAUCCAUGCGUGAUGAACUAGAGGAGGCAAAGGUCCUUCCACGCCAGACCUCUCCGAAGAGCAAACGGAAAUUUUCAGAUAUGGCUAAAAAGAGUUUCCUCCAAAAAUCUGUACUAAGCAAGCCUUACAGACCUAUUGAUGAGAAUAAAGGGACUAAGCCCAAGAUCCAUAUACAGCAGAAAAUCAAAAUAUUUGACACUGAAAAGCUAAAAGGUUUCCCUAACAACUCUAUUGAGAAUUUAAAAUAAAGAGAAUGCUAAGAGCUUCAAACUAGUCUUGGAGAAGAGGAGGAAGAAUAAUAGGGAUUAUGAUCACUAUUUUAGAACUGAGAAUAAGCCUCGGAGUGCCUAUGGGAAGUCUGUUGAUAAUCAUUUCAACCACCAUACUCCUCAGGUAGAUCAAUCUGAAGAUUUCCCAGGUUCGUAUAACUCAUACCAGCAGUUCCAUCCAUCGCAGGCUCCUUCAACCGCAGAUGGAGGGAUAGAUUCUAUCAAGAAAAGAUUAAUGUUUGUUUCUAAGCUAAGUGGUAAAUCUUUCGAACAAAAGAAGCAGGAGAGGAUGAGGGAGGCAUCCAAUAUCCUCAAAUUUCUAUCAAAUAAUUACAGCACUGAUGAUGAUUACAUGAAGACUAACUUUCAGAGCAGCAAACCGGUUCUAAACUCAAGGAAGAAGAUAAAUGACCUUCUUUUGAGUGGACUCACUUUUACCAAUAAAGAAUCUGAGGUCAAAUGCCUCGUAGAGACAGACUCUAUCAGAUCAAAGUAUAAGCCGAGAGGAAGCGGGAAGAACACCAUUGGACUGAACAGGGCAAGUCUGACUUCUCAUCAGCCUCGAAGAAGAGGUAAUGAUCCAAAACCUGGAUUAAACGAGUACAGUUCUUAUCCAAAUAAGUAUAAAAAGGCUAAUACAAACUCUUUUCUGUUGAGACCAGUUGCUAGGAACCCAAAUAAUUUUAGUAAUAAUCCAGGGCAGAACAGUGUGAACUACUCGAUGAACGACAAGAAGUCAUAUCUGCUCAACUUCAACGAGGAGCGACUGAACCAGAGACCGAAGCCUUCAACUUCAGGGUAUCGUAAAAGGACUUAUAUAAUUCCAAAAUAAUUUUCUUCUGAAAUUGUAACCUCAA